AUGGCAUGGCCGUUGUCGAUUGUCUCAAAAAGAUGGGGAUUCCAGGAUAGAGGGCCGGCCCUGGCAGCUGGAGGACCCGUUCGUGCCGUUCUGUCGGAGGAAAUUCCGGAAAAUGCUCCACCCCAGAAGACCGUUUCGUUGGUCGGUCUCCAAAGGACCGUCUGCCUUCUCUUCGGCUCGGUAAUCAGCGAGAGGGGCGUGACCUUCUCCGUCCUCCGAAUGGAAGUCUUUCAUUUGACCGCUGUGGAUCCCCGAUCAUCACCGAGCAUUCUGUCAGUGCGCAUGGCAAGCUCGGACAAAUCAGCUCUGGCUCCUCCUCGCUCCUACCGAAUUGAUGGCCGUGAAGUGCGGAAGUUCCGGAUAAAUCACUUCACUAAUUAUAGGGGAACUCAGUACGAAGGGACAUCGGGUCCUAACAUGACGCACCACUCAUUUCGCGGCCCCGAGCCGGCCACCUCGCCGUUCCUUGCCUUGUCACUGCUUGUGCGCAGAACGGAAGAGUCCCAGCCUUACGGGAAGACCAGGGCACUCGAGAAGCCUGGUCGCUGCCAGCUGCUUGUCCAGGGUGGUACUUGUAGUCAAGGGAGCUGUCGUUGCACAAAGAAGCUUCCCCUGCCCGUUGCAUCGCGCCCGCCAGCCACCCUUGCCGAGAUUGGGGAGAAGCUCAGGGGUUUUGGAGACCAAGCAAGGGGUGUCGAAUGCGACCAAACCUGCAAACGCGACCUCAGGGCACUUGUACCGCGACCGCCAAGAUAUCGCGUGGGCAACGUUGAGACGACAACACACGAAGUGCGCCAGCCAUUGUUUGAGAAGAACCUCACUGUGCCUUCAGGCGACAUCAGCGCUGGCCCUUUUUGCAGAGAACAGGCUAGCUCGUGUUUGAAAUCGGUACUUGAAAACAACUGUGCGCCUCUGGAAUGA
Molecule: messenger RNA, 921 nt
Organism: Chaetomium globosum CBS 148.51
Lineage: Eukaryota; Fungi; Ascomycota; Sordariomycetes; Sordariales; Chaetomiaceae
Exons: 2
Coding region: 1-921 (306 amino acids)
Source: RefSeq, a predicted model, not a curated record